Molecule: messenger RNA, 846 nt
Organism: Spodoptera littoralis (African cotton leafworm)
Lineage: Eukaryota; Metazoa; Arthropoda; Insecta; Lepidoptera; Noctuidae
Source: the annotation of a GenBank genome assembly
AUGGGAAACGCAGGGAGUAAUCAACCCAAAGAAUGGCACCGAGACGCUGUGACGAAAGCUCCUGACGUUGGACCGUCGUCGCCAGUCAAAGAAGGCGAAGCGUUCACAUUUGACAAGAAGGUUGACGAUGAUCGCAUUGCCAGAGACGAAGAAAAUAACAUUGAAGAUGGUGCACCAUAUUAUACCAAGGCUGUUCCUGAAAGUGAUGUAGAAUAUAGUGGACCACGUGAGAGAUCAAAUACGUUGACUGACAGUAGCAAGAUUAUUGACGAUGUAAAAGUUUUGCCAACUGUUUUUAAAUGGGAAGGAGGGGGUAAACAGGUAUAUAUAAGUGGAACAUUUACUGACUGGAAAACAAUUCCUAUGGUCAAGUCCCAUGGAGAUUUUGUAACAAUAAUAGAUUUACCCGAAGGUGAACAUCAGUACAAGUACUUUGUUGAUGGAGAAUGGCGACAUGACCCCACUGUGAAGGUAGUAGAUAAUGGUAUGGGAAGUAAGAAUAAUUUGGUAACAGUUAAAAUGUCUGACUUUGAAGUUUUCCAAGCUCUUGCAAAGGACAGUGAAGGUAUACAUAGCAGUGCUCAAACAGAGUAUUCACAGGAAAUACCUCAAUCCAAGCCAUGGGAGAAAGUUUCAGGGCCACCUAUUUUGCCCCCUCAUCUAUUACAAGUCAUUCUGAACAAAGAUACACCAUUAUCUUGUGAGCCAACAUUGUUACCUGAGCCUAAUCAUGUUAUGUUGAAUCACCUGUAUGCAUUGUCCAUCAAAGACGGUGUCAUGGUGUUGUCAGCCACCCACCGAUACAGAAAGAAGUAUGUCACAACACUGCUUUACAAGCCAAUAUAA